GACUUGUCUUCCGCGCCCAUCACCACUGGUACUCUGGCAUCACCCUCGCCCUCGUCAUGGAUUCCGACGAUUCACUCUCGGGCUCGGCAAGGACAUCGAAGUUCUCCACGUUCACCCCUGGCAGCGUUGCAUUUAUCUCCCGGGACGACGUCGUCUUCUACGUCGACUCCGAGCAGCUACAGCGUGCCACCGACUUCAUGCCCACCCCCGGCCUCGGCGCCAUCACCUUCGCGCCAACGGAGCCAGCCCGACUCGAUGAAGGGGCCGACGUCCUUGAGCUUCUCUUCCGCUUUGCCUGCUUCGAUGAAUACGUCAACCUCGACCAAGCUCCCUUCAAGAUCGUCGCCGAAUUAGCCGAGGCGGCGCAGAAGUACAUCGUGCACACCGCGAUCGCGGCGUGCCGCGUAUACAUGAAGGGUAAUGCGCAGAGCUACCCCUUGGAGGUCAUGGCGUACGCGUAUCGCCACGACUAUCUGGACAUUCUCGACAAGGCCGCCCCGUACACCAUCGGAAUGCGACCAUGUCGGGUCAAGAAAUUCAUACCUUCGGCCCUCAUCACGCCUUGGGAGCAGUACUACUCUAUGUAUGAGAUGCUCACCGAUAGCGUCGUGGGGCUUGCGUCCAAGGCCACGCACGGUGAGACUGACUGCUCUCCGCCAACUCCCUGUAAGCUUGGCGGUCAUCCCUCCAGUACGCGGGACUAUGUCCAGCGCGAGCUUCUUUUCACCAUUCACAAGACGCACAAAGCCGCGCUCUUUCACCCGGAGCAGUUAUUCACCGCCGAGAUGUUUGAUAGGGUCGAGGGGUGCGAGCUCUGCGAGGAUGAGCUUGUCAUGUGGAGAGAGGAAGCACUGUUUUGGAUUCAGCAAGCGCAUGGCGUACAGCUCACAAGCUUCCUAUGCGGCCCUCCGAAAGGGCUUCUCUACGGUCUUGUCUCUGCUUGCCAUUUUCUAUAACUUUUUGAUGUGCCCCAACUGUGCAUAGCGAAAUCGAGAUCGUGCGCGC
Molecule: messenger RNA, 1005 nt
Organism: Schizophyllum commune H4-8
Lineage: Eukaryota; Fungi; Basidiomycota; Agaricomycetes; Agaricales; Schizophyllaceae
Exons: 4
Coding region: 57-956 (299 amino acids)
Source: RefSeq, a predicted model, not a curated record